Molecule: messenger RNA, 639 nt
Organism: Cynocephalus volans (Philippine flying lemur)
Lineage: Eukaryota; Metazoa; Chordata; Mammalia; Dermoptera; Cynocephalidae
Product: histone H3.3A-like
Exons: 3
Coding region: 1-639 (212 amino acids)
Cellular component (GO): nucleosome; nucleus
Molecular function (GO): structural constituent of chromatin; protein heterodimerization activity; DNA binding
Source: RefSeq, a predicted model, not a curated record
AUGGGUUCCAGGACACGCCUCCGGCUUUCCAGCCACUCCCUGAGGUCUCAGGCCCCCUCUUCUGGGUUCUUCCCGGUCGUGGAGUCUCCUCAGACACCGGGCAGCGCAAGUGCCAGCAGCACGACCAGUGCAGCCGCCAUGUUGCUGUCCCUGUUCCGCCGCCAGCCACCGCUGCUGCUGGAAGAACUGCGGCUGUCGCUCUCUGACGCCAGUGCCGCCUCUCGCUCGUCGAGCUCCAGCCCAAGGAGAAGCGGGACCGCCUGCAAAUCGACCGGUGGUAAAGCACCCAGGAAACAACUGGCUACAAAAGCCGCUCGCAAGAGUGCGCCCUCUACUGGAGGAGUGAAGAAACCUCAUCGUUUGGGGCCUGGUACUGUGGCACUCCGUGAAAUUAGACGUUAUCAGAAAUCCACUGAACUUUUGAUUGGCAAACUCCCCUUCCAGCGACUGGUGCGAGAAAUUGCCCAGGACUUCAAAACAGAUCUGCGCUUCCAGAGCGCAGCUAUUGGUGCUUUGCAGGAGACAAGUGAGGCCUAUCUGGUUGGCCUUUUCGAAGACACCAACCAGUGUGCUAUCCGUGUAACAAUUCUGCCAAAAGACAUCCAGCUAGCACGCUGCAUACAUGGAGAACGUGCUUAA